CGUAGUAACAUUGCUGAUGCUAUCGCAGUUUCUGGAAUUCUACUCAAAAGCAAAUACUCAUAGAAUACUUUACAAGGUCGAAAGUCCCUUAUGCACAGGGACCACCUUUGGUAAGAGCUUAUGAGUUGGAUACGACAUUGUUUCGACGUGUUUGGUGUUGGAGUGUGACCACUCUGUGCCAUGUACUGUAUCAAGCAGUUGGAAAACGUGUUUACGUUGGUGGGGAGGCGCGUGCCCGUUCAUGCGUUAAUGCACCGUGUUGAGGAUUGGCAGAAAAAAAGCAGGCGCAAUCCUGGGUGUUGUAACGAGGCUCUUUGCGUGACUAGAACGCUAAAGUUUGGUCAGGCUCCUUGUUAUAGCCUGGAUCCGGCAGGCUGUAAAAGUUGAUUGAUUUCUGCAGAAGAUGACUAAUUACGACUCACAGCACAUGCAUGAUACGCAUCGUGUCCAAUCGUGAUACUGGAGCCUACUCCUCGGAAAUAAAAAUAUAUAAUCUUAAAUAGAGAAUAAGUACCAUUAUAUAUCAUUUAAAAUAAUGUUUUAAUCUAACCUGACAAGCGAUGUAACCAAUUCUGGCUCUCUAACUGUCCCGUAAACAAGCAGCGCCAAACAUUUACACACGCUGCCCAAUGUGGUGUUUCCUACAAUACGUGACGUUUUUUCCUGGCAGGGUUUAUUCUCGGUCACUCAGACCAUGCAAGCAGGGGCCCAGGAUAGGGAGUAUGGAUUGACCCAGGAAAGAAAUGAAAUAUGGUAAUUUUCCAAUGCCCUCAGCGCCCUAUCAAUUUUUAAAACAUUUAUUUCUGGACCAUUAAUGUAGUAUGUUCAACUUGGCAAAGAGCAGCAGGUGGAGGAAACGGUUUUAGCUUCUGAAACUAUCAUUUUUGUACACCGGGGCAGUAUGAAGAGAAAUUAUCCUGGACAUAAUGUAUUUGUGUCCUUGCACAUCUUGAAAUGCUCCAUAUGAAAGGGAUUCAUUAUUGUUCCUAGGCGUACUUGCAGCAGCUGUGUCAAAUGCUAAUUUUAGUAUAUGCCACGGGCCGCUAAAAAUGGACAGUGGGCCGCAAAUGGCCCCCGGGGACUAAUUUGGACACCGCUGCUGGAGCGCACCUCAGGAGUCGAAAGUUGGAUUUUUCUGCAAAUUCUUACGAUGUGUGUGGGUUUUUUGUUUCUAUUUAGAUUGCCUGGCUGGAUGUUGCUGGCCCUGAUGAUAACUUGUCCUCUGUGACAUGUUUCACUCCAGAAAGAAUUCUGAUGACCCAGAUUACAGUUGUCCCCCAAAAAAAGAAAAGCAAAGAAUAAAAAUCUGAGCAAGUUUUGAGCAAUUUGGCACUUGCCCGUGAUGGUAGAUAUCUCUAAGGAGACAAAUGCUUCUCAGCGCUCUGACACAGUGACAGAGUUUGACUGCCAGGUGGCAACAUCACUAUUUUCAGAGGAUGACCUGAGUGAGUCCUCAGGCCCCCGUUCCUGUUCGAACUCAGACUCACAGAUCCUCAGCUCCAGCUUUUGCAGCAACUCAAGUGCUGAUAGCCAGGGCAGCAUCCUGGACCACUUGCUUUCCCAAGCUUCUUUCGGAGGUACCAGCAAUGUCCCGUCAACCACCACGGCACCUUCCUUCCACUGUGACUUACAUAGUUACAGCACCUCGAUAAAAAUGGAAGGUUUUGACCUUUUGUGGUCAAAUGCAAACAAGCACAAUAGAGGGUCCUUCCAGCCUACGCUGGAAGAAAUUGAAGAAUUCCUGGAGGAGAAUAUUGAGGUUUUGAAGCAGGAAACACAAGUGGGUGGACUAAGUAUCGAAAUAACAUCAGAGGACUAUCUAGGUAUCGAUGUUGGAUUGGAGUAUUGUAGAGAGGCUUCCUCUGAGCCAACGGUAGAGUCUGAUAUCAAGUGUUCGGACCAAACUGUUUCUACUGCCAGUACUGUUAGCAUGACCUCUGUUGAGACUGAAACCCUGUCAUCAAACCACACACAUGGAUCCAACAAAGGCAACAAAAAGACCUCCGAUGGCAACCCUUCACUGACUGACGCUAAUAAAGAAUGAACACCAGUCAUCCUUCAGUUUCAGCCCCUUCACUCAAAGCGGGAGCCAGGAGUGGUGCCUCCGACACCUGCAACCCACCUCCCACGAAAGUCUCC
Messenger RNA from Hippocampus comes (tiger tail seahorse), 2139 nucleotides. RefSeq names its product Krueppel-like factor 15. The record is from RefSeq and is a predicted model, not a curated record. Bases 1343 to 2044 code for a protein of 233 amino acids. The transcript has a single exon. Lineage: Eukaryota; Metazoa; Chordata; Actinopteri; Syngnathiformes; Syngnathidae.